CCAGCCUCGGUUCUGCCGCCGCCGCCUUCCCCGGUCCGCGGGGGCCCUGCCGGCCGCCUUCCCCGCAGCAUGGCACCAUCGGGGCUGAAUUAGCCGGCAGCCGCGUUUGGGGGAAGCGGGAUCUCAAGGGGUGGGGGGUGCCCUGCAGCCUCGGUCAUGGAUGUGAGCAAGAUGACUGUCAGCAUCAAUAAGGCCAUUAAUACGCAGGAAGUGGCUGUAAAGGAAAAACACGCCAGAACGUGCAUCCUGGGCACCCACCAUGAGAAAGGGGCGCAGACCUUUUGGUCUGUUGUCAACCGGCUGCCCCUCUCUAGCAACGCUGUGCUCUGCUGGAAGUUCUGCCACGUGUUCCACAAACUCCUCCGAGAUGGACACCCAAAUGUCCUGAAGGACUCUCUGAGAUACAAAAACGAACUGAGUGACAUGAGCAGGAUGUGGGGCCACCUGAGUGAAGGAUAUGGACAGCUUUGUAGCAUCUACCUCAAACUGCUGAGAACAAAGAUGGAGUACCACACCAAAAAUCCCAGGUUCCCAGGCAACCUUCAGAUGAGUGACCGGCAGCUGGAUGAGGCUGGAGAGAGUGAUGUUAACAACUUUUUCCAGCUAACAGUGGAGAUGUUCGACUACCUGGAGUGCGAACUUAACCUCUUCCAGACUGUGUUCAACUCCCUGGACAUGUCCCGCUCCGUGUCAGUAACGACAGCUGGGCAGUGCCGCCUCGCCCCGCUGAUCCAGGUCAUAUUGGACUGCAGCCACCUCUAUGAUUACACCGUCAAGCUGCUCUUCAAACUCCACUCCUGCCUCCCAGCUGACACCCUGCAAGGCCACCGGGACCGCUUCCUGGAGCAGUUCACAAAGCUGAAAGAUCUGUUCUACCGCUCCAGCAACCUACAGUACUUCAAGCGACUCAUUCAGAUCCCUCAGCUGCCUGAGAACCCACCUAACUUCCUACGAGCCUCUGCCCUGUCAGAACACAUCAGCCCUGUGGUGGUGAUCCCAGCCGAGGCCUCAUCCCCUGACAACGAGCCAGUCUUAGAGAAGGAUGACCUCGUGGACAUGGAUGCCUCCCAGCAGAAUUUAUUUGACAACAAGUUUGAUGACAUCUUUGGCAGCUCAUUCAGCAGUGAUCCCUUCAAUUUCAACAGUCAAAAUGGUGUGAACAAGGAUGAGAAGGGUCACUUAAUUGAUCAGCUGUACAGAGAGGUCAGCGGGCUGAAAGCCCAGCUGGAGAACUUCAAGACUGAGAGCCAGCGGGCCGUGCUGCAGCUGAAGGGCCGCAUCAGCGAGCUGGAGGCCGAGCUGGCCGAGCAGCAGCACCUGCGGCAGCAGGCGGCCGACGACAGCGAGUUCCUCCGGGCGGAGCUGGACGAGCUCAAGAAGAAGCGAGAAGACACAGAGAAGGCUCAGCGGAGCCUGACAGAGAUCGAGAGGAAAGCCCAAGCCAACGAACAGCGGUACAGCAAGCUAAAGGAAAAGUACAGUGAGCUGGUGCAGAACCACGCUGACCUGCUGCGGAAGAAUGCGGAGGUGACCAAACAGGUGUCUGUGGCCAGACAAGCCCAGGUGGAUCUGGAACGAGAGAAAAAAGAGCUAGAGGAUUCCUUCCAACGCCUGAGUGAGCAGGCCCAGCGAAAGACUCAAGAACAGACGGAAGUACUAGAGAACUUGAAGCAAGAACUUGCCACCAGCAAACAGGAACUCCAGAUUGUCCAGGGCAGCCUGGAGACCUCCGCCCAGUCACAAGACAAAUGGGCAACCCAGAUCGCCGAACUAGAGAAGGAGCGGGGUAGCUUGGUGAACACCAUGGCUUCUCGAGAGGAGGAAUUGUCUGCUCUUCAGAAACAGCUGGAAGACGCCCAGCUCAAACUGUCCAGCGCACAGGAAUCUAUGGGUCAGCUUGCAAAGGACCAACGAAAAAUGCUUCUGGUGGAGUCGAGGAAGGCUGCAGAGCAGAUGGUACAAGAGGCCCUGAGGCAGCUUGAGGAGCCCGCUCUCAUCAGCUGCACCGGACCCGCAGAUCACCUUCUCUCCACCGUCAAGUCUGUUUCCAGCUGCAUUGAGCAACUGGAUAAAAGCUGCAGCCAGUAUCUGGCCUGCCCCGAAGACAUCGGUGGGCUUCUGCACUCGGUAACCCUUCUUGCCCACUUGACCAGUGACACCAUUGCUCACGGGAGCACCACCUGCCUUAGAGCUCCGCCAGAGCCUGCAGACUCACUGACUGAGGCCUGUAAGCAGUAUGGCAGGGAAACCCUCGUCUAUCUGGCUUCCCUGGGGGAAGAAGGAACCCUUGAGAAGGCCGACAGCACAGCCGUGAGGAGCUGCCUCAGCAAGAUUGCUGCCAUUGGCGAGGAGCUUCUGCCCAGAGGCCUGGAUAUCAAACAGGAGGAGCUGGGGGACCUGGUGGACAAAGAGAUGGCUGCCACUUCAGCUGCCAUUGAAACCGCUACGGCCAGAAUAGAGGAGAUGCUCAGCAAGUCCCGAGCAGGGGACACGGGAGUCAAAUUGGAGGUGAACGAAAGGAUUCUUGGUUCCUGUACCAGCCUAAUGCAAGCUAUUCAGGUCCUGAUUGUGGCCUCGAAGGACCUCCAGAGAGAGAUAGUGGAGAGUGGCCGGGGUACAGCGUCCCCUGAGGAGUUUUAUGCCAAGAAUUCUCGAUGGACGGAAGGACUCAUUUCAGCCUCUAAAGCUGUGGGCUGGGGGGCCACUGUCAUGGUGGAUGCAGCCGAUCUGGUGGUACAAGGCAGAGGGAAAUUCGAGGAGCUAAUGGUGUGUUCACAUGAAAUUGCUGCUAGCACAGCCCAGCUUGUGGCUGCAUCCAAGGUGAAAGCUGAUAAGGACAGCCCGAACCUGGCCCAGCUGCAGCAGGCCUCCCGGGGCGUGAACCAGGCCACCGCCGCAGUUGUGGCCUCAACCAUUUCUGGCAAAUCACAGAUUGAGGAGACAGACAACAUGGACUUCUCAAGCAUGACGCUGACCCAGAUCAAACGCCAGGAGAUGGAUUCCCAGGUUAGGGUGCUGGAGCUAGAAAAUGAACUGCAGAAGGAGCGCCAAAAACUGGGAGAGCUUCGAAAAAAGCACUAUGAGCUUGCUGGUGUUGCUGAGGGCUGGGAAGAAGGAACAGAAGCAUCUCCACCUACACUGCAAGAAGUGGUAACCGAAAAAGAUUAGAGCCACACCGACGCCCCACACAUCAGAGUUCUUUUCAGUUUCAUCAUUUGCACAAACUUGUGAGCGUCAGAGGGCUGGUGGAUUCCAAACCAGGACACUACCCUGAAUCUGUGCGCAGAGUCAGAAGAACAGGAGUGUUCUGGCUAAGAAUGCCAAGGCAGUUCUUCCCUACUUUUGGCAAUUCCGUGGAUUCCCACUGCUUCUUAUGGUGGUUGGUUGAGGUUUUUUGGUUUUCUUUUUUCAAUUGUCAUUCAUCUAGCCAACUUCCCAAAGGGACCAACCCUGGAGCUCUGAGCUCUCAGGGGCCCCUGACCACAGCAGUUAACAGCGAUGGUGCUGCUCAGGCUUCACUUGGUGCUCCACGUCAGCCUCCACGCUGUGUCCUGCUGAGCGAGUGUGGGUCAGCCAAGGCCACUCCCCAGGGUCGGGUGGAGCUGCUGAGCCACAGCUUUCCUGCAAAGGCAGAAGCAGAGCGAGUGCCUUUCCUUCCUAAAGCUGGAGCUUAGCUGAAAGCGUCUGCCCACCUUCACAAGUGAGAGCAAGGAGGGUGCACACAGCCCAGGUCUUCAGGAGACACCUUUCACGCGAACUCCUCGUGACCAGGCUGAAAAACCACAUCACACGCGCGAAUGGAGCUGGUGAGAGUAGCCACACUUCUUCCCCCAUGGAAUGAAUUUUCCAUGCCACCUCCCUUCAGACCCAGGCAGGGCCCUAAGAGGGAGCGUGUGCAGGGUUUCCAAUUCCUUUCUCCAAAUGCAUGCCUUGGCAUCCUCUUGAAUCUGAAGAAGACCGUUCCAUGUUCUACCUAAUUGACAGACCCAGAAGAUCAGUCAAACUUGCUCCCAGCAGGGAAGAACCCUGUGCUUGGUUUGGUACCUUUAAUAUUUAUUACUAACCUCCGUUAAGCAGCAGCAGCAGCCUACAAAAAGAUGCUUGGAGCAAUCAGGAUUUUAGGGGUGACUACGGCAAGGCUCGCGUUGCUGCCCCAGUACAUCAGUCUUCAGGAAGCAGAAACAAGGCCAAGAUGCUGUCCCGAUCUGUUACCGUCUUGGAUCCCAAAGCGGGCACAUUCUUCAAAGCAUCCGGGUCAGGGAAAACAAGAAAGGGGGCCCAGCCUCACAUCCCGGGCCCUCGCCGCCCUGCAGACAGGAUGAGGACAGGGUGCGUUAACAGCCUUCGGGAGCCGGGCAGCCUGACAGCACUUAUCCACCUCCAGAUGGACCCUGACAUUUAAGUGACCUUCCAAUCUUGGACAAGCAGUGUCUUCCUUCCUUAUUUGUAGCAACUCAUAGGUAGUAGCCAAUAAGCACUUCCCAGGACCCAUCCCAAAGGAGCAUUGCGAGGUGCUGCUGUGUGACAGGUUGUGAGGCUCCUGUCGGAUCACUGUGAAUCAAGCCCACCUCCUUCCUAAAGCCACCCUGACUCCUCUGCAUUUUCUAUGUAGGACACUCAAAAAACCAUCUCCCGCUAGCUCAGAUUCCUCAGACUACAAGACUCAUGAGCGCUCUCCAUACGAGCUAAGAGGUGGCAGUGGAAGCUGAGUGCUCCAUGUCUAAUGCUGCUCUGUGUCAGUGUUUUCCCCCCGAGGCUCAGAAGGAGUGGCCUAGGGCGUCCCUGGCCCGGUUGUGCCCGUUAAGCCAAUCAGUGUCUUCUCACUGUGGCUCAGCAUUUCCAGAGGUAGCUAGUCCUCACUUCCAGAAUCUCAGCCACUCAAACAAUUGUGCUCCAGAUCAACAGCAGGGAAAAAGAUCUAGUAUAUUGGGCCACAUUAGGAUUCUCUGAAUAACAGUCCCUCUAAAGAGAAGCCACAGUAAUUUGUACAACCUUCGUGGGCCUAGCCUGAGUAAUAAAACAGUUCGGAAAGCAUUUAA
This is a messenger RNA of Diceros bicornis minor, 5039 nucleotides long. It is a transcript of the gene HIP1, whose product is annotated as huntingtin interacting protein 1. The record is from RefSeq and is a predicted model, not a curated record. Gene Ontology annotation, cellular component: extrinsic component of postsynaptic membrane; actin cortical patch; clathrin-coated vesicle. The transcript has 32 exons. Gene Ontology annotation, biological process: clathrin coat assembly; endocytosis; actin filament organization. Gene Ontology annotation, molecular function: clathrin light chain binding; phosphatidylinositol-3,4-bisphosphate binding; phosphatidylinositol-3,5-bisphosphate binding. Lineage: Eukaryota; Metazoa; Chordata; Mammalia; Perissodactyla; Rhinocerotidae. Bases 157 to 3168 code for a protein of 1003 amino acids.